UAGAUUUUUUAAGGUUGUUACUAUGGAAAUAAAUGGCCGAAUUUCAAUAAUUUUGUUUAACCCGUUUUCAGACAGCAAAUUUAUCUUUGGAUACCGUGGUAAGUUGUGUCUAUGACAAAUUUCAGUUUUUAUUGCGCAAUCCGGCACUUUUUUCAACCAACCGCAAUUAUAACUGCAUAGCAACGCCCAUAGCAACCAUUUUUGCAUUUUUAGACAGCUUUUCUACCCCUCCGUCGAUAUUUAAUUCUUUCCAAUUGCUAGAUGAUACUUUAGGGCGUCCUAAGACAAUAUAUGACAGUUCUGAAUGUUAAAUGUGGUGUUCCACAAGCGUUCAGAAAGCUGUCUUAACGACGCACCCUCCAAAGUGAACUCGUCAUCAAUUAGACUCGUCAUCAAUUAGACUUAAGGUCUUAGUUGUUUGGUUCUUUUCAGGUCAAAAUAUUGCUGGCGUACACCUUUUGUCAAUCCACAAGUAAAGAAUGUCCAUGAAAUAAUCUUUAAACAAGUUUUUUGCAAUUUAACUUCGGAAACCAGGAGAAUGAAGAUUUCUCAAGACCAAAACACCCAUACUUCUUCUAUCGCUUCUGGUAUUAGUACGACCUAAUGCUGGUACCUCCCGCUUCCCAAAUCAAUAUUCUGCUCUUCAGUUAUUCUGCUGAGAAACUGACGGCUUCGCCCUCUUAUAGCCUUUUUGUCGCAAGACUUUUGUCCUUGGAGGACGAGUCAAGCUCCAUAAUUGUCGGUGCUACCAUCCAUGCACGUGACCCUUGAGAAACAUACGCGACCGAAAAGGCGCUUGUAGGAGUGCUCGCUAUUCAGCUAUUUGGUUUAUCGUUGAGCGUCAAAAUAUAUUUAUAUCGAAAAGACAGUCCUUUCCAUUAUAACUUAUUUUAUAGUAACCACCCUAAACGUUUUUUGAAUUCGACGUCGUUUUGCUUGUUUCUCACUGUUGCGAUAAAUGUUGAUAUUAAAAACACAGUGGAUUAAAAAUUAUCAACAUUCCUUGCUGUAUUCCUGGUGGUGUGAUGCGAGGUUGUGGAUUUACUGUAAGAGAAGUUAUUUGUUUACAUUUAUAGUAACCAUUUUGGUUGCUAUGAGGUAAAAGCUAUACCGUGCUGUAUAAAAUCCGUAGUGAAGGCUUUUUAGCCAAUCAGCGUAGCGGAUUUCCCGUAUAAACCUGUUGAAAAUAGCUAUCAGUUAUAACGUUCCAGAGCGCUGGUAAUUAAAUUGUGAUAUUACUAUUACUAUUAAUAAACCCACGAGCUUCUUUGAUCGAUCGAAGCCAAAUAUAAUUUAUAUUAUAAUACCCAUAUACUUCUGUCCGUCCCUCCGUCCGUCUGUCUGUGACGCAAAAUGGUACCUUAGCUGCGCAGGUAGCGAGACGCACGUAAUGGGGUAUAAAAAGGACGGGCGAACCCGUGGAUUUUUCCACGGGCUAACGACUAGUUAUUUUUAAUUACUGACUAAUGUUUCAAGGGCUUUGGACCGACAAUAUCAUUUUCAUUUUUGAUUUGUUUAAUUAACCGUCUAACAGCUAGACAGACGUUGUGCAAAUAGAGGCAUGCUUUAGUUUUCGUGAGAUUUUACAAGAAUUAAAAGAACUUUCUAUAGAGCUAGGUUAAUGUGACAUAAAAUUAUUAUUAAUUAUUAUUAAAUAUUAAUUUUCAUAUUUUCUAAAAUAGAUACAAAUCGAAAACUGGAACAAGAAAAAAUAUGCUGGUUAUUUGUUUAGGCUUAACAACGUGUGCAAUGGAAUAUGUGUUGUUGCAAAAUUUACCGGAGAAGGUACUGUCUAAAAUAAAUUUAUUGAUUGAACUGAUUCUGAAAGAUGUAUGGAAGGUGACGAUUCCUUCCUUGAUUCCUAACAUUUAAAAUCCUAUUGCACGUUGUCACAAUGUUCUCUCUCUCUGUGUGUCUAUUGCACAUUGUCACAAUGUUCUCUCUCUGCACAUUGCACGUUGUCACAAUGUUCUCUCUCUGUGUGUCUAUUGCACGUUGUCACAAUGUUCUCUCUCUCUGUGUGUCUAUUGCACGUUGUCACAAUGUUCUCUCUCUCUGUGUGUCUAUUGCACAUUGUCACAAUGUUCUCUCUCUGCACAUUGCACGUUGUCACAAUGUUCUCUCUCUGUGUGUCUAUUGCACGUUGUCACAAUGUUCUCUCUCUCUGUGUCUAUUGCACGUUGUCACAAUGUUCUCUCUCUACACAUUGCACGUUAUCACGAUGUUCUCUCUCUGUGUCUAUUGCACGUUGUCACAAUGUUCUCUCUCUCCGUCUAUUGCACAUUGUCACAAUGUUCUCUCUCUCUCUGUCUAUUGCACGUUGUCACAAUUUUCUCUCUCUCUGUAUAUUGCACGUUGUCACAAUGUUCUCUCUCUGCACAUUGCACGUUAUCACAAUGUUCUCUCUCUGUGUGUCUAUUGCACGUUGUCACAAUGUUCUCUCUCUCUGUGUCUAUUGCACGUUGUCACAAUUUUCUCUCUCUGUGUCUAUUGCACGUUGUCACAAUGUUCUCUCUCUCUGUGUCUAUUACAUGUUGUCACAAUGUUCUCUCUCUCUGUGUCUAUUGCACGUUGUCACAAUGUUCUCUCUCUCUCUGUGUCUAUUGCACGUUGUCACAAUGUUCUCUCUCUCUCUGUGUCUACUGCACGUUGUCACAAUGUUCUCUCUCUGCACAUUGCACGUUGUCACAAUGUUCUCUCUCUCUGUCUAUUACAUGUUGUCACAAUGUUCUCUCUCUCUGUGUCUAUUGCACGUUGUCACCAUGUUCUUUCUCUCUCUGUGUCUAUUGCACGUUGUCACAAUGUUCUCUCUCUGCACAUUGCACGUUGUCACAAUGUUCUCUCUCUCUGUCUAUUACAUGUUGUCACAAUGUUCUCUCUCUCUGUGUCUAUUGCACGUUGUCACCAUGUUCUCUCUCUCUGUCUAUUGCACGUUGUCACAAUGUUCUCUCUCUCUGUCUAUUGCACGUUGUCACAAUGUUCUCUCUCUGCACAUUGCACGUUAUCACAAUGUUCUCUCUCUCUGUCUAUUACAUGUUGUCACAAUGUUCUCUCUCUGCACAUUGCACGUUAUCACAAUGUUCUCUCUCUGUGUGUCUAUUGCACGUUGUCACAAUUUUCUCUCUCUCUGCACAUUGCACGUUGUCACAAUGUUCUCUCUCUGCACAUUUCACGUUGUCACAAUGUUCUCUCUCUCUGUCUAUCGCACAUUGUCACGAUUCUCUCUGUGUGUGUGUCUAUUUUCAGUAUAUAUUGACGAAGCAGCAAAGCAAUCAACAACAAAAACAACAGCAACAACAACAAUAACAAAAACAACAAUAACAACCACAACAACAACAACAACCACAACUACCACAACACCAACAACAACAACCACAACAGCAAUAAAAGCAACGACAACAACAAUAACAGUACCAAAACAAAAAACAUCAAGUAGAUUAUCAUCAAUAAAAACAGACGUAUCAACAACAACAAACUUAACUUCAAUGCAAGGUGAACACAACAGCACCUUCAUUGACAUACCAUUAUUAGUUGGUAUAGUAAUCGCAGCAUUGAUUCUCAUUCUUGUGGUAUUGGGUAUCGCGGUUAUAACAAGACGGCAUAAAAAAACAAAGACUAAGAACAAGUCAAAACCAUUGGAGAUGGAAAACCCACGUUAUGAAUGUUUCACUUCAGCCGCUGCAAACCACAUGAUAUGCACUGAUACAACAAACCAAACAGCGACAUAUUCACCCGUUUAUGAAAUUCCGAAAACUAAAGAACGACUCCAAAAAGACCAACCUGAACCAAUAUACGUUGAAACAGAACCAGAAUAUGAUGAUGCAAUAUAUGCUCAAGAAAAGUUAGAAGAAUAUCUUGCAGCGAAACGUCCUGUUUAUGCAAAAAUAAACAAAAAUAGAUAACACAGAAACAUUUUCUUCAAGAACAACAAAAAUGUUUGUCUCAAGAAACUUGUAUUUACAUGUCACUGGAGAGAGACAUGGUUGAAAGCGUAGAACAUAACGUUGUAAUAUAAUCUUAAAAAUGAUAGAUACUCAUUAUAGCUACUUAUU
This is a messenger RNA of Hydractinia symbiolongicarpus, 4052 nucleotides long. RefSeq lists its product as uncharacterized. NCBI's taxonomy places the organism in Eukaryota, Metazoa, Cnidaria, Hydrozoa, Anthoathecata, Hydractiniidae. The coding region runs from base 2004 to 3902 and encodes 632 amino acids. The record is from RefSeq and is a predicted model, not a curated record. The transcript has 5 exons.